GCGGGAAACCCGAUGUACGUGAUUGGCUGCGAUAGUCGGGUUUUAUCAGGAUGACAUCGCAAACUUAGUCACCCCGCGUAAUCGUGUUCAGGUCAAAUCCUCUGUUUAUAAAUGCACACCACUAAUCCACCCAAUCCAUGUCCAUAAAACUCAUCCUCUUCUUUCUACUGUCUGCCAUAUCCGCCAUCAUUCCUCCUUCCCCGUAUAACCUUCUUCAAACGUACCUCCGAGUCCAAAGCAUCCGGUCCAUCAUGACGUCAUCCCUUCCAAUGAACCAAACCGAAUGGAAAGCCGCGUUGGACUCGCUCCCAUCCACUCCGGAUAACAUACCCGCUUUCUUCUACGCUCACGGCAGUCCCUUUCUCGCAUACCCGGAGCAUCUCGGCCACGGUGGGGGACUCACAGAUUGGCAGGGCCCCAAGGGUCCUCUUGCUAAGUUUCUCAAAGACUUUGGUCCGGUAUUAUUGCAAAAGUACAAACCCCGCGGAAUUGUCGUGUUCAGCGCCCACUGGGAGACUUUGGGCGAGAGACUAGUAACCGACUAUGGCUCCGAGAACCCGUUGUUAAUGGACUACUAUGGCUUCCCAGCUGAAUUGUAUAAAUUGAAGUUUAGGUCCAAAGGUGAUUCAGGCAUCUCCCAGCGAAUCGUGCAGUUGUACAAAGAGGCCAACUAUCUCGUCCGCACCACCACCAAACUCGAAUCUCGCGGCGAAGAUGGACGUGGCUUCGAAGGUCCUGGACUAGACCACGGUGUCUUUGUUCCAUUCAGAUAUAUGUUUGGUGAAGAAUUUAUGGACACGCCUAUUGUCCAAGUCUCCAUCGACUCCUCCUUGUCCCCCGAAGCCAACUGGAAGCUCGGCAAGACCGUAGCUGCGUUGAGGGAAGAAGGCAUACUCGUCCUUAGCGGAGGCUUACCUAUCCACAAUUUACGCGACUUUUCCUCCUUUGAUCCUAAUUCAGCAAAGCCAAUUGUCAAGGACUUUGACAAGGCCAUUCUAGAUGCUGUAACAAAAUCGGAGCCUGAGGAACGGAAACAGGCCAUGUUUAACCUAACCAAGCACCCUGGAUUCCGUGCAGCCAACCCCAGAGAAGAACACUUUGUCCCGUUGUACAUCGCGGCUGGAGCUGCAGAAUCUGGCAAAGUGAAGGUUCUGAAUGCGUUGUAUGGGAUACCCACCAUAGCAUUCGGAUUGUGAAUUUUCAGUUUGUUUAAUCUUUAAUUAUUUAACGAGGGAUAUCUCGUGUGGUUUCCGAUCUGGCUUCAGGCGUGGUUCUUCCCUUGGCCAGCUCCUUUGCGAUUUUGACCAUACUCGUUGCUUAAGCAAGACUCAGUGUCUGAGCAUCAGUCGGGUUCACGCGAUGUCGAUAUGGAAACUGUUACAAGUUCAGUCGUAUCCGCAUCCUGCUCGUUGUGGGAGCGUAAAUCAUUUUUUUAUCGUAUAAUAAUCUGCCCUUGAUAAAAAAUAGCGGGCGGUCAUUGCCUAAAUAGUAACUCAAGAUAAUUGACACAUGCUUGGCA
Messenger RNA from Desarmillaria tabescens, 1519 nucleotides. Its product is annotated as Extradiol ring-cleavage dioxygenase, class III enzyme, subunit B. Lineage: Eukaryota; Fungi; Basidiomycota; Agaricomycetes; Agaricales; Physalacriaceae. Gene Ontology annotation, molecular function: ferrous iron binding; zinc ion binding; oxidoreductase activity, acting on single donors with incorporation of molecular oxygen. The transcript has 6 exons. The record is from RefSeq and is a predicted model, not a curated record. Bases 138 to 1196 code for a protein of 352 amino acids.